AGUUGACGUCGCUGUGCCGCCGCCGCGUGACGUAUUUCCUGUUUGUUGUUGGAGAAAGGAGAGAAAGGAAAGCGCGAGGAGCCGCCGCCACCCGCGCAGCAGUGCUGGAGCCGUGAGGAGAUUCGGGCCGGCACCCCCGCCUCCCCUGCGCCCCGCCGCCGACCGCCUUCGUCCUCGGACCUGUUACAGCAACCUCUUGAAACAUGGUGGAUUACUAUGAAGUUCUAGGCGUACAGAGACAUGCCUCACCCGAGGAUAUUAAAAAGGCAUACCGGAAACUGGCACUGAAGUGGCACCCAGAUAAAAAUCCCGAGAACAAAGAAGAAGCAGAGAGAAAGUUCAAGCAAGUAGCAGAGGCCUAUGAGGUGCUGUCAGACGCUAAGAAACGGGACAUCUAUGACAAAUACGGCAAAGAAGGAUUAAAUGGUGGUGGAGGAGGUGGAAGUCAUUUUGACAGUCCAUUUGAAUUUGGCUUCACAUUCCGAAACCCACAGGAUGUCUUCAGGGAUUUUUUUGGUGGAAGGGACCCAUUUUCAUUUGACUUCUUCGAAGACCCUUUUGAGGAGUUCUUUGGGAAUCGAACGGGUCCUCGAGGAGGCAGAAGCCGAGGGACAGGGCCGUUCUUCUCUGCCUUCAGCGGGUUCCCACCUUUUGGAAGUGCAUUUCCUUCUUUUGAUACAGGAUUUACUUCAUUUGGGUCACUGGGUCACGGAGGCCUCACUUCAUUUUCUUCUGCGUCAUUUGGCGGUAGUGGGAUGGGCAACUUCAAAUCGAUAUCAACUUCAACUAAAAUAGUUAAUGGCAGAAAAAUCACUACAAAGAGAAUUGUCGAGAAUGGUCAAGAAAGAGUAGAAGUUGAAGAAGACGGCCAGUUAAAGUCCUUAACAAUAAAUGGUAUGGCCGAUGAGGAUGCCCUCGCUGCGGAGCGCGCGCGGAGAGGCCAGAACGCCCUGCCAGCCCAGCCCGCCGGCCUGCGCCCGCCGAAGCCAACCCGGCCCGCCUCGCUGUUCAGACACGCGCCCCACGGGCUCUAUGAGGAGGAGGGCGAGCAGGACCGACCUCGGGUGUCCGGGCCCUGGGACUCCCUCGCGUCCGCAGCAGGUGUGCAAAGGGAGGAGGCCGUGGAGCGGGCCCAGAGUGAGACUUCCCCGGGUGCCAGAGGACGGCAGGGACGGAAACGGCGCCUGGGCUGCUGCGUUCUGACCUGAGCGGGUGGGGCGGCUGUGCGGGGCGGGAGGACGUGGCUUCGCUCCGCUCCCCGCCCGCCCUCAGGCCCCACAGCCCGUGGCUCCGGGCCCCCACCAUUAAAACGGGGUCCCCUUGCCCUGCACACAGCGUGUGGCUCUGCAGAGGAUGUGAGCUGCUGUGCAGGGCCAGGUGCUGCUUUGACCAUAGAUGUGCCUUUUCGUAGCUUUGAGUACAGAGCUUGAGGCCUGUGGCUCAGGCCAGGUGGUCUCGCACUGCUGGGGGCUGUGACUGCCCCUGCCCUCCGUCAGCUUCACCUUCUCGUGCCUUCUUCAGCUCGGGGUGCAGAACCAAAGACCCCCUUGAGUCAGGCCUCCUUGUGAAGCGGAGCCUGCCCGCCACCCGCUGUGGGGCUCCCGGCCGCCCUGCCCCCCUCCCACCUCUUAGGGAGCUGCAUAGUCUCUAAGUGAGUGUCCCAGAGAAGUUUUGGGGCGCCUGAGGAUGUGCUGUGGAUGCAGGCUUGGCCCGGCCGCAUCCGAAAGCCCAGGGCCAGUGUAGUGUGACUCUCGCCUCGGUUGGAGGGAUUUGUGCUGCUUCUGGUUCUUGUCACUGCAGCAGCGAGGUGACCUAGCCACUCCUGUCGGCAGGAGGACACGGUGGCUGAUCUCCGCGUGUGGGGAGCUAGGUGAUGUCGUGAGGUCACGUCUGUGGACGUGGGCCGAACAGCACUGUCUCAGCAGGACAUAAAAGAAGGGGGUGGCUUCCCUCCUCUGCCCUUCAUAGAACUUUCUCUUGAAUAAUUAGCCCCUUGCAGCCCUUCCCGGAUGAAGCAGUGGCCACCUCUGAGGGGGACGGAAGGCGCACCCAGCCUCAAGAGCCUUGGCAGGCGCUUCCCGCGGUGGGCACAGCCCCUCCCGCCUGCCGCGCCAGCCUUUGCCAUGCUAGUCUGUGCUGUGUCACCGAGUGACACACAGAGGCAGUUGCAGGCUGCAUGCACCUAGAAAGAACUCCCUGUGUGCUGAGCGACUGCUGGAAAGCCCCCGGGUCUGUUGUGCGCUCCUGGUGCUGAGGGUCCGAAGGCAGGAGGGAGUGGGGCGGUGUUUGUCGGUGGGUUUUUGCAAGGUGCGGGAUAGAACAGGGGCAUGGCUGUGGCAUCCCUGAGCCACCGGAAGCCUGGCCUGCAAGGGUCCUUGUGACUUCCCAGUCCCCCAGAAUGUGGGGUGCGGGUGUGGUCCCCUGGAGGAGGCGGGGGAAAGUACAGUGAGCAGCACCCGGCAGAGGCCCCGGGCCACACACUCAUUUCAGAAGUGGGCCGUUCUCCUCCUUCCGGGCCUGCGGCCGGCCGUGGCCGUGGCCGGGGGCAGGACCGAUGGCACGGGCAGAGCCGCUGUCCCCGCGCCUCGUGGCUUUGCCAGUUUGCAUCCUCCGGCAGGACACCAUUUCUGAGGGGAACCCGGUUGGCUGCUGAAGCCCACACAGAUCCUUGCACACAAGCGGCAAGUGAAGGCUUUUGUUUCCGCCGGGUCCUCUGUGGGCUUCUGUCCCUCGGCUUUUCCUCGUUUGUUUUCUUGUUUCCAGUUGUUUCAUGAGAUCUUGAGGCUACCAGAGUAACCCUCAAAGAUUGACAGACGCGAUUGCCCCCAUGCCAGAGACUUGUACUUAAGUUCUUACUGAGAGACAGCAAAGCUGACUCAAAGGAAGAUUCGAGAAACCCCCGCAGAGCUGGGGACGGAGCUGGAGCGAAUAGCACAGCAGAUGGUUUUGGUCUCUGCAGAGGCUGUUUGUGACUGUCUCACCCAGCCCGUGGUGUCCGGGCGCUAGUGGGUGACGAGGAGGAGGCUGAGCAGGGCUCUGCCCCUGCAGGCUGGGGGAGACAGCCUGAGCGCUGAAGGUCUCGUUUUCCCUGAGCCCCUUGUCACAGAAAACCCGUGACUCUUGGCCAGGCCUCUGGGUGCCUGGAAGAUUCCCCCUCUCGUCUUUUUGCGGGAUUUGGAAGUCCUGGGCAGGUUCUUGCAAAAGGCCCGGCCGCCCUGGCCGUGCUGACGGCUCCUGCUUUUGCCUGCAGCCAUCCGACCGGUCCCUGCAUGGAGCAGGUCCUGUCCCAGCUCCCGGGAGUGAGCAAGCUUCCACUCAGGACUCAGCCAGGUGUGCGGCCCCAACGCCUGGGCGGAUCUAGGGCAUGAUAUUUUUUAGGCUGGAAAUGAGCGCUCACUUGAGAUACACUCCUCAAAAUAUCAAACUUACUCGCCCCGCGGCUCCAGGGGCAUCUCCUGGCUUCUCCCGCUUCCUUUCCUGUGCCUUUUCCAAAGAGCCGCCUCCUGACUUUGGAAGCAGGUCCCUGGCGGCCUCUGCACAGCGGCCAGUGGCAGGCAGCCCCCUCUCUUCCCUUCCGUAACUGAGGCCCGCUUCCUAAACACGCAGCAUGGAAGGCCUGGUGUUUCACAGCAUGUGUAUCUUGUGCUGCUCGUGUAGGGUGGUGAGGAUGCACCCGCUUGCAUGGAAAGCACCCUGAGGUGGCAGCCUCUGCCACGCACAGGCCGUGGGCAAGUAUGGCAUGUUGUGUGGCUGCAGGUGUGGACUGGACCUGCAGUCUCGUCCCCGUCUGCAUGCACGUUCCCUUCCGUGGAGAGCUUCUGGGUCCGGGCAGUGCUCUGUGGUGAGAGCCACAGCACAUUUGAAAGUCCGUGUGUGUCUGCCCCCCUGUGGUGCAGGAUGUGUGCGAGCCACAUUCAGUGGGCCUGCACCCUGUGACAUGUUGGUCAGUGUGGCGGCCAUCCGCUGGGCGGGGAAGAUGUGUCUGGUUGAAGCCUGGUACCUGGCCCACCUAUGACUGUGAUUCCCUGGGGCGAGUCCUGAGUGUGGGUGGGGCCUUGGGUCCCCAAGAGGGUUGUGAGCAGACUCCUCCCUGUGGGGCACGUCGCCACCACGAGAGGUUGUGCGGGUCUUCAGAGGGUCUUCCUGGCAGGUCGGGGGCCCGUGCAUGUGGGACCCAGUUCCAUCUGCCUGCUGCCGGUCGUGAGCCCUGUGCUCAGUCACGUCGGUCGUGUUGACAGUUGUUGCCUGACUCAACAUCAGGCCCGUCUUCUGCACCCACGUGGACACGCACUGAGUCUGAGACUAUUUCUGCAGGGCUGCAGCCAGGCCUGUAUUUGUGUCACCUUGCAUCGACUGUUAAGAGGGUGGGCAUCUUUCUCCCUGCUCUUCAGCUGGGUCAGUGGCUGCCGUUGACUUCAGCAGCAGGGAGAUGCAAGGUCACUUUCCUCAAGUAAGAAACGGGACUUUCAUGCUGGAUGCCACAGAGCCCACAAGCAUGAGGCUGGUCCACAGCAAGGCUUUGCCUGCAGAAAGGCCUCACUGUGGCCAGCGCUGGGGGAGCGUAGGAGAUGCCGUGGGCACCCUCCCCACAGGUGGGCGUGGCUCUGCGCAGGCCCCGGGUGUGCUCUGAAGGAGGGCCCAGGGCGGGGUUGUGACCCUGAGCUGCAGCCGUCCCCAGGGUGGGCUUCCAGCUCUGCCGCUGAACUCGGGUAGGGGGAGUCGCCCACUUCUCUGCAGGGUGGUGAAGUGCUCUGAACAAUGGGAGCCGUCCUCGGCGCGCACCUUGGAAAGUCAGCUCAGGCUUCGAGCUUUAGGCGUGGCUGAGGCAGAUGACCUCACGUUGCUGCUUUUUGUUCUUAACAUGGGAGACAUUUAGAAAACACACUGGCUCUUACUGGGGAAGCAGUGCUGGUCCGCACCGUGUUUUACAAGCCGUGUU
Molecule: messenger RNA, 4939 nt
Organism: Saimiri boliviensis boliviensis (Bolivian squirrel monkey)
Lineage: Eukaryota; Metazoa; Chordata; Mammalia; Primates; Cebidae
Gene: DNAJB6
Product: DnaJ heat shock protein family (Hsp40) member B6
Molecular function (GO): Hsp70 protein binding
Source: RefSeq, a predicted model, not a curated record